AUGAGUAGUUAUCAGAUGAAUUCCGGCACUGGACCCGCACAGACCAUGGGUCCAUCCAGUGAGCCCAGCUACAUGGAUCUCAGCAACAUGCCAAUGGACAACAAGCAGCAACAGACAAUGAUUUGGCAACAAAACCAGUACAUGAGUGAUUCUGGUAUCCACUCUGGCCAGACCACACAGGCUCCAUCCAUCAGCAGUAAAAGCCAUGGAGAUGAUGUUGAAGAUGGAGAGAUGGAUCCCUCCAAAAUGAUGUUUGAUUGGGCCCUUGGUGGUGACACAUACACCCAGGAACAGGUUGAUGACAUCAACCAACAGCUGAAUCAAACCCGUUCCCAGCGUGUGCGUGCUGCCAUGUUCCCUGAGACAGUACCUGAGGGGGUGCAUAUUCCUUCCACACAAAUUGAGACUGACCAGCCAACUGUUGUCCAGAGACUGAGCGAGCCCUCACAGAUGCUGAAGCAUGCUGUGGUCAAUUUGAUCAACUAUCAGGAUGAUGCAGACUUGGCCACAAGAGCCAUCCCUGAGCUGAUCCGACUGUUGAACGAUGAGGACCAGGUGGUGGUGUAUCAGGCGGCAAUGAUGGUCCAUCAGCUGUCCAAGAAGGAAGCUAGCAGGCAUGCGAUCAUGAACUCUCCACAGAUGGUCACAGCUCUCAUUCGGGCAAUGGCUACCACCGAUGAUCUGGAAACCACCCGAUGCGCUGCAGGGACUCUGCACAACCUCUCCCACCACAGGCAGGGUUUGUUGGCAAUCUUCAAAUCUGGAGGGAUCCCAGCACUAGUCCAACUGCUUAGCUCCCCUCUGGAAUCAGUGCUCUUCUAUGCGAUCACCACACUGCACAACCUGCUCCUGCACCAGGAAGGCUCCAAGAUGGCUGUUCGCCUGGCAGGCGGGCUUCAGAAGAUGGUGGCCCUACUGCAGCACAACAACAAUGUGAAGUUUCUGGCAAUCACCACAGACUGCUUGCAGAUCUUGGCCUAUGGCAACCAAGAGAGCAAGCUGAUCAUCCUGGCAAGUGGGGGACCAGGAGAACUUGUUCGCAUCAUGAAAUCUUACACUUAUGAAAAACUGCUGUGGACCACGUCUCGGGUUCUGAAAGUGUUGUCGGUGUGUCCUAGCAACAAGCCAGCUAUAGUAGAAGCAGGUGGUAUGCAAGCUCUGGCCAUGCAUUUGGGACAUCAGAGCCAACGAUUGGUUCAAAACUGCCUUUGGUCCCUCAGAAACUUAUCCGAUGCAGCUACUAGAAUGGAUCACCUGGACAACCUGCUGCACAUGCUAGUGCAGCUACUGGCUGGCAACGACAUCAAUGUUGUGACAUGCGCUGCAGGAAUACUCUCCAAUCUGACCUGUAACAACCAACGAAACAAAGUGAUAGUAUGCCAGGUGGGCGGCAUUGAAGCCCUGGUGCGCACGAUCAUGCAGGCGGGAGACCGGGAGGAUAUCACCGAACCAGCU
Molecule: messenger RNA, 1455 nt
Organism: Candidula unifasciata
Lineage: Eukaryota; Metazoa; Mollusca; Gastropoda; Stylommatophora; Geomitridae
Source: the annotation of a GenBank genome assembly